Molecule: messenger RNA, 462 nt
Organism: Aureobasidium melanogenum CBS 110374
Lineage: Eukaryota; Fungi; Ascomycota; Dothideomycetes; Dothideales; Saccotheciaceae
Exons: 3
Coding region: 1-462 (153 amino acids)
Source: RefSeq, a predicted model, not a curated record
AUGCUAUGCAUCGAUUUCUCCGCUCUUACGUUGCUUUGGUUUCAAGUUCUUCCUGCAUGCAGGUGCAAGAAGCUCGCUCCAAGCGAUGCAUUGAAACCACCCGGUAGUAACUGCCUUGCUUACUGCUGCUCACUUACGCCAAAUGCCUCGUCGGACCGCCACGGCGAGUUGAAGCUAGCUCCAGCGUCCAGACAUGCUGCAUGCUUUCUGAGGGGCUGUUUCGGUACCUCGCUUGCCCUGCUUAAUCAAGUGCCAAUGAGGCUGGAGAGUAACCCCCACGCUACUGAUUGCGCAUAUUGUGCCACCAGGUGGUCAAGGUCCCGUCAUAUCACAAUAUAUGCAAUUCACGCUUCUGGUUCAAGCACAGCAGGCAAGUUCAAACUGCCAGGCAUUGCAUGCGGCAAUUGCAAACUGCAGCAACCAGCAUCAAUGCUUCAUGACGUCCGUGUAUUCUGCCUCUGA